GACGAAAUAACUACAACUGGGAUUCUGAAUUCAUCAGCACAAUUAUGGGGGAUUUUUCUUGUGGCCAUAAUGGAUGCAACUGAAGAUACUAGUCAGAAGUUUAGCAUGCGUGUGCCUAAUUGGUUAUUAUUUAUAAUAUUAUGUGUCGGAGUUAGGACGAUCUGGGUGAUUGACCACAGCGAUGGUAAAAUGAUGUCCGCGCCGGCACCGGCGCCGGCGCCGACUCAAGGCGAAUUAAGAAGGCAGUCCACGAUAAGUGAAACGGAUGAUGUAAGAAUAAAAGCAACAGUACCCAUACGUCAACACUGGCCACCAGAGGAUUAUAAAGAGACGGAAGAGGAAUAUUUGAUCAAGCAUGCAGACGAGUACAAUGAGUUUCUUGGUAGGAUUGGUAUAAGUUUUAACAACCAACGAACAUUUCAACAAGUAUUAACUCAUAAGAGCUAUAAACACGGAAGCGUUCCCACAAACGAACGAUUGACAUUUGUUG
Molecule: messenger RNA, 490 nt
Organism: Paraglomus occultum
Lineage: Eukaryota; Fungi; Glomeromycota; Glomeromycetes; Paraglomerales; Paraglomeraceae
Source: the annotation of a GenBank genome assembly